AUGGAGAUGGCCCGCGCCUUCUUCCACACCCCGCAGCGGCAGCACCACCUCGCGGAGCUCCGCAUUGAGGGAGACCAGUCGCCGGUCGCCUUCUCUGACCCCUGCGCCGCCGGCCGCAAGCGCCGCUGCCUCUUCCCCGCCUUCUCCCCGCGCAAGAAAAUGUUGGUCGACCUUCCCCCCUUCUCCUCCGCGCCCGCGCCUUCCCCGCCACCCAGCGCCGGACGCACCGUCAGCGCUUUCUCGUCGGCUCUGUCGCCUUCCAGCGGAAGCAACGGAAGCUUCGCGUUCUGCGCUUUGCCGGAGCAGCCGUCGCCCGAGGGCUCCAACCGCAGCGGCGCCUUCGCGUUCUUGACUUCGCCCGAGCGGUCGCUGACACCCAUGGGUUCCACCGCCAGCAGCGGUUUUGGGGUCUUUUCUUCUCGGCCGUCGUUAUCUCCCGGCCACGGGAGCUCCAACGGAACCGGCGCCAUCGCGUCCUUGGCUCCCCCGACGCCGACGCGCACGGGAUCCAACGGCAACGACGGCGGGGAACCGGCGUUCCUGGCUUCUCCGAACCCGGCGCUCGGGCGGAAAGAUUCUUCAGCGUCUGCGGCAGACAAGGUGUUGUCUCCCGCGGGUCCCAGGAUUAGCGGCGGUGGCGAUUUCGUCAUCUCGCCGCCACUCUUCCUCCCGGCUUCCCGGACGUCGGCAUCUCCGGGGCGGAAGCCCGAGGGGAGCACCCUCUGGUCACGGCGCCGCGGGAACAAGCGGCAGUUGGAAGAGCAGCUGCAGGUCACCGUGCCGCUGAAGAAGGUCGCCAAGACGGAAGCGCUGGCCAUCGGCGACCCUACCCGUCGCGCCGCCCUGUCCGUGUCGUCGACCAGGCCGUGCUGCGCGUUCGUCAAUUCGCCGGCGAAGGCGAUCAAUCAGGAAGCCAACAAGGACAUCCUCGCCGCCAGCGGCGCAUCCUGCUCGUCAUCGCCGCAUCAGUCACCGGCGGGAAAGAUCUGCACGUUCGGCACAUCGCCAACAAGGCCGCUGGAGAAGGCGAGCAGGCGGGAGAGCGAGGGCGGAGGUGGCCACGGAGCGGCGGCGUGCCCAGGCGCCGAGCUGGUGGUGCGCGUGACCUGCUCGUGCGGUGCCCGGAAGGAGUUCUGCUUCGACCACCGCCACUGA
This is a messenger RNA of Triticum turgidum subsp. durum (durum wheat), 1155 nucleotides long. The record is from the annotation of a GenBank genome assembly. NCBI's taxonomy places the organism in Eukaryota, Viridiplantae, Streptophyta, Magnoliopsida, Poales, Poaceae.